UUUUUUUCCGGUGCAAAAACUCGGAAGCCGUCGGGUAUUGUCGGAGGUACUUCGUUCAACUUGUAUUUAUCAUUUCAUCGUAAUUCGUAAGGUGCGAUGAUUUUAUUAUUUUUAUCAAUGAUGAUCUUCCCUGACACUGGUUUUUCAAAUUCAAAUUUUUGAUGUCAAGUAUUUUUCCACAACUAAAGCAUACUAAUGAUGUUCAUAUGAACUUACUCGAUAGUUGAUGUUGAUUGAAAAACCACUGUCACUGUAGAUGCGAAGAUUAUUGACAUAAUCACCGCGAACUGAGAAUGAAAAUAUGAAAACACAGUAAACAAGUUGAAUUAAGUAGAUUAUUACGUAUUUCCGAGCUUUCAACAAUUGUUUUUCAACUCAUAUAAUCCAAAUUUGCGUACUUAUGUGAUAUGAUAUUAUGUUUUGUGGAGUAUGUACAGUUGGUGAACGAUAAGUAUCACCACUGUCGGGCUUAACUUUAUUAAAAAACUACCUUGAAGUGAUGAUAAUUGAACCAUCUAACGAUUAAUAUUAUGGAAAUGUAGUACGUAAUGGAAUGUUAUAUAAUUUCUUUUCAUCUUUAUAAAGCAGAACAGAGUUUGAGUUAUCAGUUAUCACACUAGAAAAAUAGAACAAGUCGAACGAAGUAUUUCCGACUGUACCCGAUGACUUCCGAGUUUUUGCACCGGAAAAAAAAACUAGUGUACUUUAACGUCUAGUCUGUUUACCGACAACGGCAAACGUUAUGAUCUUUUCUGUACCAUUUUUGUAAUUUUUAGAAGGAAAACGAAAUUUGUUUCAUGUCGUAAAAUAAAGCUUCGCUUAUUGAAAUGUUUUUCCGAUUGUGAUAAAUUUUAAUAAUCAUGUUAGUGUUUUGUUGUUAAUGAAAUACGCGGUGACAAAAGCUCGACUAAAUCAGUUUCAUCAUAAUUGAUGGGGUUGAGUUGAGACACAAUCGCAUUUAGUCAAAAAUCUGCGAUCCUGAUUCGUAGUUGGAAAGCUGAGAUGUCGGGCCCGCGUAUCAAGUAUAUAGCGUGUGAUGGUUGAGAGUUUCACCAGCAUCCUUUGACAUAUCGUACAAUUUUUUGUAGCUGUUACGAAAUUCUGAAGACAAAAUGCCUCAAGGAAUCGUUUACCCGCAAGGUUGUCGUCCUGUUACGGAUGAACUGGGUGCCGACGAGUUAAUUCGGCGAUUAAAGACCUUGGCUCAUACGUUUCAAGCCAUGGCACAAGAUACCGGAAUUUAUCAGCAGUAUAUUCCACUGGCUCUUCAUCUUGCGGAUGACUUCUUUUUACAACAUCAAAGUAAAGAUGUUCAGUUGUUGAUCGCCUGUUGUAUCGCUGAUGUUCUUCGCGUGUAUGCUCCGGAAGCGCCGUAUAAAGAUCCCGAUCAAAUCAAAACUAUAUUCAUUUUCAUCAUCAAGCAACUGUCUGGUUUAAAAGACCCGAAAGAUCCGGCGUUCAAAAGAUAUUUUUAUCUGUUGGAGAAUUUGGCUUAUGUUAAAUCGUUCAACAUGUGUUUCGAAUUAGAAGAUAAUCAAGAAAUUUUCUGCACUCUGUUCAAUUUGAUGUUCAACAUCGUCAAUGAUGAACAUUCUGCGAAAGUAAAAUCUUUCAUGCUCGAUAUCAUGUGCCCGUUGAUUAGCGAGUCGGACAUGGUAUCGCACGAACUGCUGGACAUUAUAUUAAUAAAUGUCGUCGAGCCUAACAAAACCCAACGAAGAAACGCUUACGCGCUUGCGAAAGAAUUGAUUAAUAAAUGCUCCGAUACUUUGGAACCUUACAUUCAAGCGUUUUUCAAUCAAGUUUUGUUGCUGGGCAAAGAGGAAACUCAUUUGAGUAUUACAAAUAAAAUGUACGACUUGAUAUACGAAUUGAAUAAAAUUUGUCCGAGCGUAUUGUUGGCCGUAUUGCCGCAGUUGGAAUGUAAAAUCAAGUCGACGCAAGAAUCCGAACGACUGUCCGUUAUCAAAUUGCUGGCGAAAAUGUUUUCAGAAAAGAACAGUAACGUCGCCAAAAAUAAUCCUCAGCUGUGGAGAGCGUUUCUGGGCAGAUUUAACGACAUAUCUUCGGUAAUUCGUGUGAAGUGUGUGCAGCAUACUAUGCAUUUUCUACUCAAUCAUCCGAAUUUAAGGGAAGAUAUUGUGGAAGUAUUGAAAUCUCGACAACACGACGUCGACGAAAAUGUACGAUACGAAGUGGUAUUAGCGGUGGUUACUACGGCGAAACACGAUUUCGAGAUUAUAUCUCAAAGUACCGAUCUGUUGGACUGCGUUAAGGAAAGAACUCUCGAUAAAAAAUUUAAAAUUAGAAAGGAAGCUCUCAGCGGUUUGGCUAUGAUAUAUCGAAACCAUUGUAAUCAGCAAGCUGUGUCCAAAGCUACCAUGAUGGCUGUUACUUGGAUCAAAAAUAAAAUAUUGCACGGAUAUUACAUGCCGAGUACCGAAGACAGAUUAUUGGUGGAGAAAUUAUUGAACACUUCGUUGGUACCAUACCAGUUGCCGCCGGAAGAGAAAAUGAAACGGUUGUAUCAUUUGAUGGGCACUGUAGACGAUAAUGCGUGUCGAGCGUUCGUCGAAUUGCAGAAACAUCAAGCUUUGGUUCGUAACCACGUGAAAGAAUGGUUGGAAAUUCACAGGAAGCCAGCGACCGCGGAGAGAUCGAAGGAAAUUUCUUCUCGUAUUAUGGUCUUAUCUCGUUUUCUUCCCGAACCUUUGAAAGUGCAAGAAUUUUUGCACCAGUUUUCGGAUAAUUUGUUGCGAGAUCAAGCGUUAUUAUUAGGCAUGGAAGCGAUCACUCGUUCGGAUAUAUCGUGCAAAGACUGCGCGGAGACGGUAAAUUUGAUCAUUAAAAAACUUGGACAGCCGAUUAUGACGAAUCUGUAUUACAAUACGGUGAAAAUGUUACUGGAAAGGAUGUCUUCGGUGAUGAUAGACAAAAAUAAUUUGAAAGUUCUAAUCACGUACGUUGAAGACUGCAUCCAGAGCGGCAAUUUAAUCGAAGAAUUGUCUUUGAACCCGGUAUCGGCUGGUGAAAAAGGUCUCAAGUUAUUGGUGAUUCUUUCGUAUAUUUACCCGUAUCAUUUCUUGCAUCAAGACAUCAUAUCUCAGUUGAUCAAUUUUCUGAAUUUUGAAGAAGAGUACGUCGUGCCUAACGUGUUAUCCGUGUUGACGUUUUUGGGAAAACAUAAAUCACUGAGCGUAUGUUUACCGCAAGAAAUGGACCGUUUGAUACCUUUAUGCAAAAAUUUCGCUCUCACCGGAACCAAGAAACAAGCUAAACAAGCGGUACGCUGCUUGUACGUGAAUGUUUUCAAACAGAACGAAAAUAUUUUCAACGAUAUAAUCGAGAAAAUAAAAGUAAAUUUGACGCCGACCUCGGAACAUUAUUUGGUUUCAAUCGUGACUUUAGGUCAUAUAGCGCAAAACGUUCCUCAACGAUAUAUGGCCCUAAUAAAAAAUCUCAUCUCACGAAAGAUUGUAAGGGAUUUGUUAGUCAAAAAAGAAGAGGCUGAAAUGGAGACUGAUCCUCAAGGACCGAUUUUGGAAGGCGAUUGGUGUCCUGAAAGUGAUAUCCCACUUAUCACCUUGUGCAAGAUCGAAGGUAUCAAAAUGAUGGCCAGAUGGCUUUUAGGGUUAAAAAAUGACGAAGUAUCCGCGCAGAAGACUUUUCGUAUGUUUGCCGCUUUCGUCGCGAAAAAAGGAAAUUUAUCCGGUUCAGAAUUGAUAAGCAAUGCUGAAAUGUCUUGGUUGAGACUAACCGCUGGUUAUUCCAUGUUGAAAAUAGCCGAGCAAAAAGGAGUCGGCGAUCAGUACACAGCCGAGCAAUUCUAUACUCUAUCUCAACUUAUGUAUGACGAAGUUCCAAAAGUACGUGAAAUAUUCAACAAUAAACUGCAUAAAGGCUUGACGCGAGGUCUGCCGCAUCGAAGUAUUCCGAUCGAUUUUAUGGGUUUCUUCGCGUUCGGAGGGCUAGAAAAAGAUAAACAGCUAAAAGAAAGUAUCAAACAACAUAUGAUCAUCAGUAUUCAAAAAAGAAGAGAAUUCAUUAAAAAUCUUACUCAGAGCAACAGCAAUAGCAAUCCGUACGAAUUGGUUUUGAGUCAAUCGCAUUCUAUUCUGCCCGAUUACAUGUUGGUAUACGCGAUAGCAGUGUUGGCGCAUUGCCCGCAGUUCACUGAUCCUAAAAGCGUAGAACAACUCUUAACUAUGAAGUCGUGUUUAUGGUUCAUUAUGGAACCGUUGAUUACCAAAAAUGACUCGUACUCCUACGGCAUUUACAAAGGAAUGUUGGAUAGGAUUAAAACUGUUAAAGACGCUUUAACGCCGGACGACGAAACCGCCAACGAGAAAAUAUGGGCUCUUUGCGAUCUGGCUGUCACGAUUAUCCUGACAAAAACCGUCAAUUUCGAAAUGAAAGAUGGAAUGAACGAAACGAAAAUUUCGGCAUUGUUCUAUAAGAAAGUAGACGAUCCGUUAUUCGCCAAUGAUAAAUGUUAUUUGCCUACAGAACUUCAAUAUCACGGAGAAAAAUCCAUUACGAAAAAGACGCUCAGUACGGCUAAUUACGUGAAAAAAGAAACUGGAAAAACGAAACAAGAGAGCAUAGAUUAUCAAGAUGUUCCAGAUAAAUCCGAAGACGAAGAUAGUGAAACAGAAACCAAAAAGCGUCGCAUAACUCGUUCAGCUGUGCGAUAAUGAAUCCGAUGUGAACAUCGAAAAAAAGUUUGUUUUUUUUCCUUCAGAAAUGUGUAUGUAUUUUUUAUGUUAUUUUACUCGGUUUGAUUGUUUGUAUUUGAUUUUGUGACGCUCGACCAGUGCUAUGUGCAUUGCGUGAGGAAAUUCGGUUCUAAUUGUUGCGUUAGAUUUGAAGUUCAUUUUUUCGUAAAUAAUUAUUUCGGUUUUUUUUUCUUUCGAAAAGAUAUACAUACUUUGCGAAUAAUUUGAAAAUAAGUGUUCGCGUUCGUGUUUACUUUUGCUUCGGUGACAUUUUCCUAAGUUUACCAUUUGCUAUUUGCUUUGGGCAUUUAGAUCGGAAUCGUUAUAUAUAUUUUUUUUUCUGCUUCACAAUUUUGGUCCGCGUAUUAUGUGAUUGUAGUAUGUUAAUGUACCUAUGUAUAACUACUCGGUAUGUUGAAAACAAGAAUACCCUCUCCCGUAUGCAGUACUGCCUCCUACAACUCUCCAUUUUGCGUCAACUUGUGCAGUCUCGCACAGACAGGUAGGUAGCUAGGUACUUCGUAAUCGCGCUAUGUCUGAAAGUUUCUACAUAUUUAUGUCCCCUCCUCCAUUUUUUGCUUUUAUUAUAUUAUUAUAUCAUUACUGUUACUACGAGUAGUGCUAGAUUUUUAGUAUUUAGUUAGUAACUAUUAUUUUUAUUUCGUAUUAUCGUAUAUGAAUUUGUAUUAUUUUUACAGACGGCGAUUAUUAUUCAUGAUUUUUUUUUAUUUACCUUUUUUUUUUUUUUUUUGGAAAUAACUAUUUACGAGUAUUAGUAUUAUGAAUUUUGCUAUUCUGUUUUCACGCACUUGUAUUUCGCUUGGUUAUAAUGAUGAUUUUACGUGUUUCACGUUUGAUAUUCAAUUUUUUUCUUCCUGUGUACUAUGUUUUACGUUGUGAAAAUGUUCAAAUUUGAUGUUCAUUUAAUUGAUUCUAAAUAGAAAUCUUACUUUUAUAAA
Molecule: messenger RNA, 5674 nt
Organism: Planococcus citri (citrus mealybug)
Lineage: Eukaryota; Metazoa; Arthropoda; Insecta; Hemiptera; Pseudococcidae
Gene: pds5
Product: cohesin associated factor B pds5
Exons: 23
Coding region: 1113-4694 (1193 amino acids)
Biological process (GO): mitotic sister chromatid cohesion; DNA repair
Cellular component (GO): nucleus; chromatin
Source: RefSeq, a predicted model, not a curated record